GCCCAUCGUUCCGACAUCAACCUUCCCAGCCAAUUUGGCAGCCCAGCCACCGAUCAUGAUGGCCCCGAUGGUGGGCUAUCCACCAGGCCACGAUCCUACGAUGAUUCCAUACUUUGUUCCGUCCAUGCAUCCAAUGCCCAUCAACCUGUCGCCAACAUCCUCCAAUCCAGACAGGGGUCGGCCUGGCACUGUCGUUGCUGGGAUGCCCCAGCAUGACGGAGCCAUGGCGGGGAUGGAUCGGAUUCCGGUUCUAUCACCAGGCUUUCCCGUUGCAGCCGACCCACACGGACAUUUGCACCAAUACGCUCUCUCUGCUCCCCCAAAUGCUGCAUCAGGAUACCCAAUGCCUCCAGGCGCUGUUGUCCAUUCACCCGCACCCGCUUACUACCCGGAGUACUGGGUGGCUCAAGGAGGCGAGAUUCCGGGCCAAGUGGUGUUCACGACGUCCCCGACCGGAGCCGCUCCGUUUGCCUGGGGGCCCAUCCCGCCUAUGGGCGAGUACCCUGUUGUCGAGGGACACAUUCCCGUCGCCCCGAUCAGCAGUCCAGGUCAGGCGGCCGGGCCGGUGGCUCAAUCUGCCGACGAUACCGCCGCUGGCAUGCCUUCCAGCGAUACCCAGGCUUCAUCGAGCACAAAGAACCCGCCAGAAUCAAAACGCCUGCGAACCCGGUCGCUGUCCGGACCACCGACAGUCCCGCGAGUGUCCCCUCCGACGACGGAUUUGUCAAAGCAGUCCAAACGUGCAAGGCGAGAGAAGGCUUGAUUCCGCCCCCGUUGCAGCAGCGAUGCGCUCUCUGGUAGCCGGGGUGUCCAAAGACUUGUUGGCCACUGGCGCGGGAUCGUGUCCGGGACGAUCUGUAUUGCAGAACGAAACGGAGGGCAGUGCUUGUGCUUUCGGGUUGCUUUUUGGAAAAUACACAUGUCGCAUUGACGGUCGGUUGGCAGCC
Molecule: messenger RNA, 947 nt
Organism: Polychytrium aggregatum
Lineage: Eukaryota; Fungi; Chytridiomycota; Chytridiomycetes; Polychytriales
Exons: 5
Coding region: 56-763 (235 amino acids)
Source: RefSeq, a predicted model, not a curated record